AACCACGAAGACACUCGAGUUUGCCGUCUUACCUAUACAAAGCUCUUUGUUUUCCAAUGUAUCUACUUUUCUACAAAAUUUCAUGGCUUGAUCUAUGAGUUAUGGGUGUCUAUUCUGGAGAAGAAGAUCAUGAUGAUGAACAAAACUCCCUAUCAUAUCCCCAUAUAUCUAUGAUGCUAGGUACCAUGCCUAUCUACUAUACUAAGACUUAGUGA
This is a messenger RNA of Geodia barretti, 215 nucleotides long. Lineage: Eukaryota; Metazoa; Porifera; Demospongiae; Tetractinellida; Geodiidae. The record is from the annotation of a GenBank genome assembly.